CUUGUAUCUCAACUUGGUGAGAGUAGAUAGUAUUGGAAGAUCUGUGAGGUUCCUGUGUCUCUACAGAUUCCUGAAAGAAGAAUGUCUUUGGCCAAUGGUUCUUCAGUAACUGAAUUUAUUCUCAUGGGCUUAACAGACCAGCCUGAACUCCAAAUGCCCCUCUUCUUCAUUUUUCUAAUAACAUAUAUGAUAACUGCAAUUGGAAAUUUGUCCUUGAGCAUUUUAAUUUUGUUAAAUUCUCAUCUCCAAACACCCAUGUACUUUUUUCUCUUUAACUUGUCCUUCAUAGACCUCUGUUAUUCUUCUUUGAUUACACCCAAAAUGCUGAUGAACUUCAUACUAGAGAAGAACAUUAUCUCUUACAUGGGGUGCAUGACUCAGUUCUACUUCUUUGGCUUUUUUGCAAUUUCUGAAUGUUAUGUGUUGACAGCAAUGGCCUAUGAUCGCUAUGUGGCCAUCUGCAAUCCACUCUUGUAUAGUGUUGUCAUGUCUCCAAAGAAAUGUUCCUAUCUUAUGCUUGGUUCAUAUUUGAUGGGACUUUCUGGUGCCAUGAUCCACACUGGUUGUGUCCUGAGACUGACCUUCUGUGAUAGGAACAUCAUCAAUCACUAUUUCUGUGACCUCCUCCCUUUACUGCAGCUCUCCUGCACCAGCAUCUAUGUCAAUGAGAUAGAACUGUUCAUUGAAACAGGAAAAGACAUCAUUGUGCCCACAGUCGUCAUCUUUACCUCUUAUGGCUUCAUCCUCUCCAGCAUCCUCAAAAUACAAUCCACUGCUGGCAAGUCCAAAGCCUUCAGCACUUGCAGUUCUCACAUAAUAGCGGUUUCUAUGUUCUUUGGGUCAAGCGCAUUUAUGUAUCUCAAACCCUUUUCAGCUGUAUCUAUGGAUGAGGCAAAGUUCUCUUCCAUAUUUUACAGCAUUGUGGUUCCCAUGAUGAACCCUUUAAUCUACAGCUUGAGGAACAAAGAUGUCAAAGUUGCUUUGAAAAAAACCCUGAACAGAAUGUUUUGUCACAAUCUAAUCUCCAUAUAG
This is a messenger RNA of Peromyscus eremicus (cactus mouse), 1032 nucleotides long. Its product is annotated as olfactory receptor 8B8-like. The transcript has a single exon. Gene Ontology annotation, cellular component: membrane. Gene Ontology annotation, molecular function: olfactory receptor activity; G protein-coupled receptor activity; odorant binding. Gene Ontology annotation, biological process: G protein-coupled receptor signaling pathway; sensory perception of smell. The record is from RefSeq and is a predicted model, not a curated record. Lineage: Eukaryota; Metazoa; Chordata; Mammalia; Rodentia; Cricetidae. The coding region runs from base 82 to 1032 and encodes 316 amino acids.